CUAGUUCAUAAGGCAAUGGCGCCUAUUAAAGCGCCAAAGUUGGUUCUUUAUUCUACGAUGGCGCCUUGUACGAGUGCGGUGGAAAAAGUGCGGCGAGGUAGAAUUUGGGAAUAUGAGCUAGAAUAGCUAGAAUUCCAGCUCACAGUAGUGUGGCUACCGUGGCUGGCAGCCUUGUAAAUACGUCCUAAAUGCUUUAGAUGUUUGUGUCGACAGGUGUGUCGCAAUAUUGCAUCUUGUCACGACGGGAACAGUGUGUAUAAACGCAAUGGAAGAGGACUGGAAAGUGGAGUGCAGCGACGAUGAGAAAUACCUGUCGCAGCGCGAUGACCAUGGUGGUAGAAGCUGGGAGCCCAGUCCCGAGGACAUCAUCCGUUUGUACACAACUUUGGUCGAAAAAGGUACGCUCGAGCUCGAAUGGCGUUGCCCGGGCCGGCGUUCGCCGAGCGUCCACUCGAACGAGUCGGAAGGAGCGGAACGGCGCGCCGUGGAAGAGGACCAGACCAAGAUGUCCGAGCCAAACGAGUUCGACUUCGACGACGACGAGGGCCCGGACACCAGCUGCAGCCCGAAGAUCACGCCUCGGCGCCGAGCGGCGCCGGCUAGCAGUGUACAGAAGCGGGUCGCGAAAUUUGACAAGGUCGUUUUUGAUGUGCGCAGACAGCGCGAGCUCGAUGCCAUUGAUAAAAUCGAGCAGCGACAGCAGCCCCAGCAAGCGGAAAGCAGCUCGUCACCCAGCGUCAAGCGGUGAUGACGAGCCAUGAAAUCGGCGGGGACGUUUUGUUCUCGCGUCGCGCUGUGAUGACUUUCAGUCAAGUGCACACUCACUCUCGCAGUUUCGUGCUGUGUCUGAAUGCGUUGUGCAAAGCGCCACCAUCCUUUGCACUACUGAUUCGAGCGAAGCAACGCAUGCUGCUAAAUUGUCACCCGUCACCCCCCCCCCCCCCCUUUUUUUUUUCUUUAUUGUAUUCAUAUUUUAUAUGUGACGUAUGGAUAAAUUACGCGAUGCCAUUCGUACCUAGUGCUGCUCGAAUUUUUUGAUGCGUGUCGCUAAACUGAGACAGAAAGGUCGCUGAAACUGUCGCUAAACCUAUCUAGUGAAUUGUAAAUAACGCAGGCGUUUGGAACAGUGUAAAUUAGCUAGCAUGGUGUGAAUCAUCUACCAAAGCAUUUGUCGAGUGUCCGCGCAGGUGAGAAAUAAACAGUACAUUUAUUGCCAA
Messenger RNA from Dermacentor silvarum, 1217 nucleotides. RefSeq names its product PAXIP1-associated glutamate-rich protein 1. Bases 266 to 748 code for a protein of 160 amino acids. NCBI's taxonomy places the organism in Eukaryota, Metazoa, Arthropoda, Arachnida, Ixodida, Ixodidae. The transcript has a single exon. The record is from RefSeq and is a predicted model, not a curated record.